Molecule: messenger RNA, 1236 nt
Organism: Lithohypha guttulata
Lineage: Eukaryota; Fungi; Ascomycota; Eurotiomycetes; Chaetothyriales; Trichomeriaceae
Exons: 2
Coding region: 1-1236 (411 amino acids)
Source: RefSeq, a predicted model, not a curated record
AUGGCUCAUAUCAACCGCAGCACACGACGACAUAGACGUCUCAAUCAACUAGCUCAUAAUGGUGUUGCAGAUGUCAAAACCACAUCAUAUGACCAUGAAUCAGGUGUUGCCUACGAUGAACUUGAGAUCAGUGGUAGUAGAGGUGCAGGCAAUUGGAUCAGCGAGUAUAGAUCGCCAGGAUUGGUUCAUGCAAGGGCGAAGCCUAACGAUCAACAGGGGGCAAGAAGUCUUUCAGCUAUGGUGAUCAACAGGAUCAGAUCAUUGUCACAAGAUCUUACGACAGAAGCUCUGCGCUCUUUACCUUGGGCAUUAGGGGAAACUAUCUGGAAGCGUAUACAAGAAGAUCGUGCACAGAGCUUCUACAUUUGGCGUACGUUCGCAAGUGCCUAUAGCCACGAUUUCGCCAGCAAAGCAAAUCGCUACAUGCUGGACCUUAGAACACCAUCACUAAAGCUCACUGACUAUUAUCGCGGUCUAGACUCCAUGGAGCUCGAUUGGCUCACAUGCCUUCGUCUUUCGCCGAAACAGAUUGGUGUACCUGACCUCGUUGCUGUAUCAACGAUUAGCAAUCUCACCGUACUCGACCUAUCGGAUGGUCAGCUUUAUAUCGAUAACCGCGAAUCGACCUUUGAUCAGCGCGUGUUGAGGGUGUGGUCAGACCUAGCCAGGACUGGUAAGGCUUUCAGAAACUUGCGAGUAUUGCUGCUUGGCUGGCAAGAGAAAAUCGACGUCUGGCUUUUCGAAUUGCUUAAGACCUUCCCUCGACUCAAUCUCGUCGUCGUUACGGAUUGCCGCAACAUUCAUCACAAGAACCACAAAGACUGGGAGCAGUCAGCCGAAAAGUUUGGGUGGGAAGUCUGGCCUUCGAAGCGCGGAGUCAAAUAUCUAAGACCUCUCUUCGACGACAGGUCUUUCGUGGUUGGCAACAUCUCGAACCUGCAUGCUGAGAGUGUUGCUGUUGCCAAGUCCAGGACUGACGCACUUCCCGUUGCUCGGAGUCGACCCCUACUGGAGUGUUGGCUUGGAACACCUAGGGUGUGGAAACACAUUGUCGAGGAGUUUCCUGGUACGAGAACAGUCUUGUUGCAGAGAAAAUCACUGGAGAAAGGCAUACCGUCAGAGCGUGCCAGCGGCAAAGAGGCAGGAGGAAAGAGGGAACCGAGCAGUCCCGCGUCAACGACGGCUACUAAGCGCAUGCAUAAAGAAGCGCGUCGAAGAACGCUUCCGCAGGAGUAA